CUCUCUCUCUCUCUCUCUCUCUCUCGGGUUGAUUAGCAGCUAAUGACUACUCCAACGGACCUCGCACUUACAUAUGCUAAACUACUGAACGGCUCGUGCACUUGCGAGUAUCACAAGUUGAGGAUGCAGCUGAAUCCAUUUUGGUGCAGCUGAUCCGAUGACAACAACGGUGCAAGUGAUCAGCUCAUGCAUGGUGGUGGUGCGAGGAAGUUAGAUUCAGCUUUAGGCAAGCGAAGAGUUCAAGGUGUGACAGAACAAAAUACUUACUCUCUCAAUUUCAAACGAUAUAGUUUCACAAAAGCCGCAAGACCUACCUAAAGACAGAACUAAGAAGCAGGAACAUGAGACAUCUGCGUUCGCACCAAUGCCCUUGGCUUCUCCGGUAAAUUUUUCACCUGGUAAACCACCUGUUCCAAUGUUUCUUGGAAAGGCCAGUAAUGGAUUGCCAGCUGCUCAUUCCAGGCAACUUAGAUUCACUCCUGAAUCUCUGGUUCCUCACUUGGUUGGUUCUGAGAAGAACCAUGAUGAGCAAAGGACAGAAGGGUUUCUACAUUUGCAGAACCUCUUGAAGCAAUUUGAUGAUUCUGAUCAGAGAGAAUACAUCCAGACGCUUCGUCAUUUAUCGCCAUCUGAGCUUAGCAGACAUGCCGUUGAGCUAGAGAAAAUAUCAAUGCAGCCAUCAGUUGAGGAAGCAAAAGAGAUCCGAAGGAUGAUGGCUCUAAAUAUAUUGGGGAAGUCUUCAAUGACAAGCAAUUUUUUAUAGGCAAUUUGAGAGUGUUCAGUCCAACAAGUGGAAAGCGAUUAAAGAUUCAAAAUACAUUGAUAUGCUGUUUUUGGUGAUGGAUCUUGAGCAACAGGAGGUAGUCUACUCUUACCAGGAUAAUUUGUUCUCUCUCUUUUUAAUUUUUCUUUUUAUGUUUUGUGUGCUUUUCCUACAUACAUGAAGCUAACGCUUAAGUUCUUAUUGAAUCAAGGCCCAGUCACAUAGUUUUUUUUUUAAUAGAUGAUCGCUGUAAUGA
Molecule: messenger RNA, 1019 nt
Organism: Prunus avium (sweet cherry)
Lineage: Eukaryota; Viridiplantae; Streptophyta; Magnoliopsida; Rosales; Rosaceae
Source: RefSeq, a predicted model, not a curated record